GUUGGUUUAGGCCUACAGUUUGGACCUUGCAGGCAGUGCCGCCUAGUCAGAGGAGCAGAGUAGACUGGUGGGCUUUUAGGAACGAGCCUUUUAGCCUCGUGUCUGAUUUCCGCUAAUUCGGGGUCCCCUUGAUGUCUAGAAAAAGGGUUUCCGUGGCCCAGCGAUUGCUGGCUCGGUCAUUACCAGACCUGCUUGGUCCUCUAUAGCUUCCCGGGCACUCACAGACCGACCAGAACCGGAUGUGACGUUGCGGUGGAAGAAGGGAGAGGCGGAGCGUGGCGUGUUGACGUUUCCCCAAGAUGGCGGAGAGGGAGUGAGGAACUGUGUUCCUUUUGGGUUUAUAUCGAGCAAUAUCUGAAAUCAAAAUGCAGUAUUCGCACCACUGUGAACACCUUUUAGAGCGACUGAAUAAACAACGGGAAGCAGGUUUUCUGUGUGACUGUACCAUCGUGAUUGGGGAAUUUCAAUUUAAAGCCCACAGGAAUGUGCUUGCCUCAUUUAGCGAAUAUUUUGGUGCGAUCUACAGAAGCACUUCUGAGAACAAUGUCUUUCUUGAUCAGAGUCAGGUGAAAGCUGAUGGGUUUCAGAAACUGUUGGAGUUCAUAUACACAGGAACAUUGAAUCUUGACAGUUGGAAUGUUAAAGAAAUUCACCAGGCUGCUGACUAUCUCAAAGUGGAAGAGGUGGUUACUAAAUGUAAAAUAAAGAUGGAAGAUUUUGCUUUUAUUGCUAACCCCUCUUCUACAGAAAUAUCUAGUAUUACUGGAAACAUUGAAUUGAAUCAACAGACUUGUCUCCUUACUCUUCGAGAUUAUAACAGUCGGGAGAAAUCAGAAGUGUCUGCAGACUUAGUUCAGAAAAAUGUUAAACAAGGGACUUUAGCAAAGAAGUCAUCUCAAACUAAGAAGAAGAAGGUCUUCAGCUCUCAGAAAACAGGACAGAAUAAAACGGUGCAAUAUCCAAGUAACAUUUUAGAGAAUGCCUCUGUUGACAUAUUCCUAGAUGCUAAUAAGUUGUCCACCCCUAUAAUAGAACAAGUUACACAAAGGAAUAAUUCAGAACUGGAGUUGACAUCAGUUGUGGAAAAUACAUUUCCAUCACAAGAUAUCGUGCAAACUGUUACAGUGAAGCGGAAGCGCAGGAAGUCACGGCCACACUGUGCUCUGAAAGAACACUCUAUGUCUAAUAUAGCCAGUGUGAAGAACUCUUAUGAGCUGGAGAGUUCUGGAGAAGAGCUGGAUCAGAGGUAUUCCAAGUCCAAGCCCAUGUGUAACACGUGUGGGAAAGUCUUUUCAGAAGCCAGCAGCUUGAGAAGACACAUGAGAAUACACAAAGGAGUCAAACCUUAUGUCUGCCACUUAUGUGGGAAGGCAUUUACCCAGUGUAACCAGCUGAAAACUCACGUAAGAACUCAUACGGGUGAGAAGCCGUACAAAUGUGAACUGUGUGAUAAAGGAUUUGCUCAGAAAUGCCAGCUUGUCUUCCAUAGUCGCAUGCACCAUGGUGAGGAAAAACCCUAUAAAUGUGACGUAUGCAAUUUACAAUUUGCAACUUCUAGCAAUCUCAAGAUUCAUGCAAGGAAGCACAGUGGAGAGAAGCCAUAUGUCUGUGAUAGGUGUGGGCAGAGAUUUGCCCAGGCCAGCACACUGACCUACCAUGUGCGCAGGCACACUGGAGAGAAGCCCUAUGUAUGCGACACCUGUGGGAAGGCAUUUGCUGUCUCCAGCUCUCUCAUCACUCACUCCCGGAAGCACACAGGUGAAAAACCAUACAUAUGUGGUAUUUGUGGGAAAAGUUUUAUUUCCUCAGGAGAGCUCAACAAACACUUUCGAUCCCAUACAGGAGAAAGACCAUUUAUCUGUGAAUUAUGUGGAAAUUCUUACACAGAUAUUAAGAAUUUAAGGAAGCACAAAACAAAAGUCCAUUCUGGUGCAGAUAAAACUCUCAACUCCUGUGUAGAGGAUUAUAUCUUCAGUGAACAAGAUUCCGUACAAAAAAGUCCUUUGUCGGAAACUUUGGAUGUGAAACCUUCUGAAAUGACUUUAUCCCUACCCCUUCCACUUGGUGCAGAUGACCACCACAUGCUUUUGCCUGUCACAGAUAGUCAGUCUCCUCCAUCAGAUGCAUUGUUGAGGUCAGCUGUGAAUGGAUAUUCAGAACCACAAUUGAUUUUUUUACAGCAGUUAUAUUGACUCUGAGGAAUAUGGAAGUGGUAGUAGUCAACAUCUUUGGUAAGGUGCAUAAUAUAUUCAUACUAAAUUACCGUUCAGUCAGGUCAUGAUCAUUGUUUUUCAUUCACUAAAGUAAAAGCACCUGAUGUUUCAUCAUAACUGUGUAAUGCUUGUUUUGAUUUGAGUUUUAACUUGUCUGUCUAGAUUACAGAGCUUUAUAAGUAAUGAAUUACUCCCAUAGCACUAUUUUGGAGUAGAGAAAUUUUAUUUUCAUUUAGUACUAUCUAAAUUCCAUUUUUGUUUUCAUUUAUUGAAGUAGAAUCUAUCAACUUAUGUCAUUUGAUCUGACCCCUGAGAUGUAAACUUUUUCACUUAAACUUUAAGCAAAAUUCAUAAUGUUAACUUGGCAGUGUUACUGUAAAGGCCAGUACAUAAACGGGUGGGGGGGAGAAAAAUUUCUGAUUUCUACCUAAGAAACUAUAAGCAGUGGAUAAUAGUCUUAUUUGUUAGUAUGCUCCAUUGGACAUCUAAUGGAAGGAAAGAAAGAAAGAAAAGAAAGAAAGAAAGAAAGAAAGAAAGAAAGAAAGAAAGAAAGAAAGAAAGAAAGGAAGGAAGAAAGAGAAAGAAAGAAAUCUUAAAAACUAAAAAUAUAGUUCUUUAUCCUUUUAAUUGUUCAUAUAGAACUCAGUAUUCUGGAGAAAAAUCCAUGUUCAGUACUUUUCAGUUAUUUGAGAUAACCUGUAACAUUAAUUUUGAAUAGAUGUUUUUGUAAAAUGACGGUUUCAGUUUGCCUCAGGUUAAGUUUUAAUAAAUUUAUAGGUUACUGGAGAUGAGUUUUACAAUUUUUGAUAAAACCUACUUACACCUGCUAUGCACUUUUAAAAAUACAAAAUUCUUAAAAGAACUUUCUAAAUGUAAACUAAUGGAUACUAUGAAAUGUAAAUCUCUUGACUUUUGAAUUUGGUACAUAUUAUACAGAUUUCAGAAAUGAAUUGCAGUUAUAAGUAGACACUUGAGCUAUUAAAGCCAGUUUAUUAAACAUUUGAGCUUCCUAUAAUUUUUGAGUUCUAAGUUUUUAUAAAUUAAGUUACAUUUGCUAGUUUCAUAGUUGUUCUUUUCCUUUCUAAUGAAUUAGAAACUUUAGGAUUGUUUUUGAACUUACGGCCACUCUUCCCCAUGGUCUCUUUUCCACAUAGUAGUUUAUAUCACUGUCUGGUCUUUGGACAUUAAAUUUUUUCUAUAAAGUUCCUAUGGCUGACUGAACCACCCCAUUGACAUUAUUUCUUAUUUCUGCCAUGUCAGUUAAUGGCUUGUUUUCUGGUUUUAAACUAUACCUGUAAUAAAGUUACUGUAUUUUCUAUUGGCA
Messenger RNA from Erinaceus europaeus (western European hedgehog), 3537 nucleotides. It is a transcript of the gene MYNN, whose product is annotated as myoneurin. The transcript is spliced from 8 exons. The record is from RefSeq and is a predicted model, not a curated record. Gene Ontology annotation, molecular function: RNA polymerase II cis-regulatory region sequence-specific DNA binding; protein binding; DNA-binding transcription factor activity, RNA polymerase II-specific. The coding region runs from base 366 to 2192 and encodes 608 amino acids. NCBI's taxonomy places the organism in Eukaryota, Metazoa, Chordata, Mammalia, Eulipotyphla, Erinaceidae. Gene Ontology annotation, biological process: regulation of transcription by RNA polymerase II. Gene Ontology annotation, cellular component: nucleus.